Messenger RNA from Anoplophora glabripennis (Asian longhorned beetle), 530 nucleotides. RefSeq names its product lathosterol oxidase. Gene Ontology annotation, biological process: sterol biosynthetic process. Gene Ontology annotation, molecular function: iron ion binding; C-4 methylsterol oxidase activity. Lineage: Eukaryota; Metazoa; Arthropoda; Insecta; Coleoptera; Cerambycidae. The record is from RefSeq and is a predicted model, not a curated record.
UUCCAUUCUACACUGUUGCAUUAUACACGUACUACCACGGUAUAAUUGAUCAUUCUGGAAUAAACUUUAAAGCACAUUGGUGGCAACCCUGGCAGCCUGAUGCAAUUUUUCAUGACAACCACCACCAAUAUUUUCACGUAAAUUUUGGUUUCAAUAUAGAACUCUGGGACAAGAUUCAUGGAACUUACAGACGAAAAGAUCGGAUAUAUAGAGAAGAUAUUUUCUAUGGAAAAGGAAAAUCAUUUGAAGACGUCAAUGUUGACGAAUUCAAAGAGGAUUUAAAAGAAAGAGAAUCAGAAAAUCCUAAGGCAUACCGUGGAAAUAAAUCUCAUUAUAAGUUAAGCGGGAAAGAACUGAAAAAAAUUAAUUUGUACAGUUAGGUCCUUUUUUCAAAGAGUUAUAUUUUAAUAUGAAAAUAUUCAUAUUCUAUUUAAAUUUUGGUUGUGGGAUAAAGUUUCAACUGUAUUGUAAAUAUAUGUAAAUAUAUUUUAUGCAAAAUUUAGAAUUAAAAUCUAUCAGUUUUCUGAGCA